This is a messenger RNA of Onychostoma macrolepis, 6499 nucleotides long. RefSeq names its product NLR family CARD domain-containing protein 3-like. Gene Ontology annotation, molecular function: protein binding. Bases 611 to 3676 code for a protein of 1021 amino acids. Lineage: Eukaryota; Metazoa; Chordata; Actinopteri; Cypriniformes; Cyprinidae. The record is from RefSeq and is a predicted model, not a curated record. The transcript has 8 exons.
AGUCAGUAACAAAUUGUUCUUUGAAAUGGUGAGACGCAUGUAUUAUAGGCUACAACAGUAUAGUACAGGAAAAUAUUGCUGUUAACAUGGCAGAUGAAUAUGUGCAGACACAGUGUGUGAACAACAGUGUGAAUUCAGCCUAAUGAUUUGUGAGAUCAGAUUGUGGCUGGCCUGAUAAGUUUAUUGGUCAACCUGCAACCUUCUGCUCUUCUUCAGAGUAAAAGCCAUUUCACCAAUCUUUGCUGUCUUUGUCAGGUGUGGAUGUUGCUCUGGUUAAAAUGGGAAAUAUCUGAACAACUUAAAAGCAUCACAGUUUUUUCUCUGUAAAACGGCGGGUUGCUAGAACAGCAGCACAUGAGAAAUGUGUUUUGAUGGGUAAUCUGAAGUGUAAAGGUUGUCUGCAACAAGUUAUUUUUAGUUAACAGUCAGGACAGUGCUGAAACAUCCAUCGCUAAAGUCUAACGUAUGAUGAACCAACACAAGCUGGUUUGCUAUGGAAAUGUGGACGAGCUCAAUAUCAGGCUGAAAUCAUUAAACUCUUUCUUACUGCCAGAUGUUUGCCUAAAUCAGCUGAACUUUUAGGAUUGAUUGAAGCAUAGAGUUUGUCACUAUGGAUAAUAGAGGAAGCAGUGAGAGAACAGCUUCUCGAAAACACAACAGAGUAUCUCUAGAGAGUGAAAGAUUAACUACUCAUCCUCCUAAAUUCAGUGAUGAACCAGUGACCUCUGACCCCAGGAUCUCAUGGAGACAGAGAUCUUCAUCUCCUGAUCACAGCUGUGUGUCUCUGAAGAGUGACGGAUCCAUGGCUCCUCCUCCUAAAUUCAGUGAUGAACCAGUGACCUCUGACCCCAGCAGAGCAGAUGGAGAGCGAAGCAUCUCUGGAGGAGAGUCGGUCUUCUGUCUGAACAACACGAGCGUUACAGCGUCUCUGAAUAAACAUGAUCAACCAGUGAAUGAUGAACUACAGAGAAUCAAAGACCAGCUCAAAACCAGCAUGAAGAACAAGUAUGAGAGAUUAUUUGAGGGACUGAACCUCCAGGAGAAUGAAAGCCUCCUGAACAGGAUCUACACACAGCUCUACAUCAUAGAGGGAGAGAGUGAAGGAGUGAAUGAAGAACAUGAGGUUUUACAGAUGGAGAAAACAGCCAGAACACAACACUCACAAGACACUCCAAUCUACUGCAAUGACAUCUUUAAAGCCUCAGCUGAACCAGGAUGUGAGGAGAAAGACCAGAUCAAGACUGUUCUUACUAAAGGCAUCGCUGGAAUCGGAAAAACCGUCUCUGUGCAGAAGUUCAUUCUGGACUGGGCCGAGGGAAAAGCCAAUCAGGACGUAGAUUUCAUGUUUGUGCUUCCAUUUCGAGAGCUGAACUUGAUCCGAGAUCAUCAGUACAGUCUUCACAGACUUCUGCUGGACUUUCAUCCUGAACUUCAAGAUCUGGACUCAAAGAUUUAUGAGGAGUGUAAAGUUGUGUUCAUCUUUGAUGGUCUGGAUGAAAGCAGAAUCACACUGAUGUUUUCAGACGAUCAGAAAGUUUGUGAUGUGACUGAGACUUCAUCAGUGGGUGUGUUGAUGUCAAAGCUCAUGAAAGGAGAGCUGCUUCCCUCUGCUCUCAUCUGGAUCACCUCCAGACCAGCAGCAGCCAAUCAGAUCCCCUCCAAAUACAUCAACCGUCUGACAGAAAUUCAGGGAUUCAAUGAGCCUCAGAAGGAGGAAUAUUUCAGGAAGAGAAUCAGUGACCAGCAUCAAGCCAGCAGAAUCAUCUCACACAUCAGAAGAGCAAGAAGCCUCCACAUCAUGUGCCACAUCCCCGUCUUCUGCUGGAUCUCAUCCACUGUGCUUCAGAAGCUCCUGGAAGAAGAUCUGAGUGCAGAAAUCCCUCAAACUCUGACUGAAAUGUACAUCCACUUCCUGCUGAUUCAGAUCAACAUGAGGAACCAGAAGUAUGAAGAGAGAGAUCCAGAGAAACUCCUGCAGUCCAACAGAGAAGUGAUUGUGAAACUUGCUGAAGUGGCUUUCAAACAGCUGAUGAAGGGCAAUGUGAUGUUCUAUGAGGAGGACCUGAUUGAGAGCGGCAUAGACCUCACUGACGCCUCAGUGUAUUCUGGGAUUUGCACUGAGAUCUUUAAGGAGGAAUCUGUGAUUCAUCAGAGGAAAGUCUAUAGCUUCAUCCAUCUGAGCGUUCAGGAGUUUCUCGCUGCUUUCUAUGUGUUUUAUUACCACAUAAAUACAACUAUGGAUAAGCUGAAAAAUUUUGGUUCAGUGCAAAAUUUGCUUAUAGGUGCAGUAAAUAAAGCUCUUGAGAGUAAGAAUGGACGUCUGGAUCUGUUCCUGCGGUUCCUGCUGGGCUUCUCACUGGAGUCCAAUCAGAGACUCUUACAGGAUCUACUGACACACACAGAGAACAGCUCAGAGAGCAUCAGAGAAACCACACAGUACAUUAAAGAGAAGAUCAAGGGUAGUCAUCCUCUCUCAGCUGGUGAAUCCAUCAAUCUGUUCCUCUGUCUGCUGGAAGUGAAAGAUCAGACUCUGUCCAGAGAGAUUCAGGAGUUUGUGAAAUCAGACAAACACUCAGAGAAACUCUCUCCUGCUCACUGCUCAACAAUCGCCUACAUACUUCAGAUAUCAGACGAGCCGCUGGAUGAGCUGGACCUCAAGAAAUACAAGACGUCAGAUGAGGGGAGAAGAAGACUGAUACCAGCUGUGAUCAACUGCAGGAAAGUCAUUCUUGCUUGCUGUAAUCUCACUGGUCAGUGUUGUGAGAGUUUGUCAUCAGUUCUUCAAUCCUCAAACUGUGUCCUGAGAGAGCUGGAUCUGAGUAACAAUGACCUGCAGGAUUCAGGAGUGAAGCUGCUCUCUGAUGGACUGAAGAGUCCAAACUGUCAGCUACAGAUACUGAGGUUGUCUGGCUGUAUGGUGUCAGAGGAAGGCUGUGGUUAUUUGUCUUCAGCUCUGAGUUCAAACCCCUCACACCUGAGAGAGCUGGAUCUGAGCUACAAUCACCCAGGACAAUCAGGAGUCCAGCUGCUCAAACACAAGCUGGAGGAUCAAAACUAUAAACUGCAGAUACUCAAUGUGGAUCAUGAAGGAGAGAUCAGGAUGACAGCAGGACCAAGGAAGUAUGCCUGUGAUCUCACACUGGAUCCAAAUACGGCACACACUCGAGUCAUUCUUUCUGAUGAGAACAGGAAGGUAAUGCGUGUGUUAGAGAAGCAGCUGUAUCCUGAUCAUCCAGAGAGAUUUGAUUACGGUCCUCAGGUUCUGUGUGGAGAGAGUCUGACUGGACGCUGUUACUGGGAGGCAGAAUGGAGUGGACGUGUUAAAAUAUCUGUGACAUAUAAAAGAAUUAACAGGAAAGGAGAGAGAUAUGACUGUAUAUUUGGAUACAAUGACAAAUCCUGGAGUCUGGACUGCUCUGAUAAUGGAUUCACUGUCUGGCACAGUAAUAACAGAACUGAUAUACCUGUCGCCCGUUCAUCCUCUAAUAGGGUAGGAGUGUAUGUGGACGUGUCGACCGGCUCUCUGUCCUUCUACAGCGUCUCUGACACACACACACUCACACACUUGCACACAUUCAACACCACAUUCACUGAACCCCUCUGUGCUGGAUUCAGGCUUUAUGAUGAUUCCUCAGUGUCUCUGUGUCAGAUUAAGCAACAGACACACACACACUAAAUAAUUUUUCUAACAUCAUCAAAGUCAUCAAAUCUCACAAAAUUACAUUAUUUUUCAUUCAUUUUGAAUUAACGUUUUUCAUUAUCAUCCAGAAAACAGUAGUGAUACUGUUGUAGUGCUUGAGGAACCUCAGACACUUUGAUCAUCUGAGAUACACUCAGACACUUUGAUUAAACUGUAAGACUGGAAGAUCUUCUGAGAGACAGACAAUACACACACACACACAGUGUAUUAACACAGAGGUCCCCAACCACCGGAUCGCGACCCACUACCGGGCCGUGGUAGAAUUGCUACCAGGUCGCAAGAAUUAUUCUAAUUAUUCUUUAUUUUCGUUGUAUGCAGGGUGGCCGCGGGUCCUUAAAAAGUCUUAAAAUGUAUUAAAUAAAGUUUUGCUUAAAAAAGGCCUUAAAAAGUCUUAAAAUGUCUUAAAUUCAGAUUCAGUGGGUCUUAAAUAUCUUCGGUCUCAUUACCGCAAAAGUUUCACCAGUCUGACGGACCCAGUGACUGUUUACAAUCAUUGGACAGAUGGAAGAUUAUUUUUUCCCCCCGCUGUAGUUACUGCGUCAUCAGAAUUGCGGUAGCAGAAUGCAGGUCGAAUACCACCAGCUCGCUGACAAGCCUCCUAGCUACUUUAAAUGGGUUAAUGCAAGUUUACUGAAAAAUUGCUAGAGGAUUUUACUUGCCCGACGGGACAAAUAGCCUGAUUAAAACUUAAGUGACAUUUUAUUACAUUCAGCGUAAACAGCGAUUGAUAAUGGAUAGUGUAUUUCUGGUAUCAGGGUCAUUCUACAGAAACGUCCACUUUUCUGUCCCUAGACUUUAAAGAAAUAUUACAAUUGAAAUACACAUUAGGGUUACAAUUUUUUUAUAUUUUAAAAUGAAACAAUAUGUUAUUUGAACAAUUACACCUUCCUGAGCCAUCAAUGUGCCAUUAUUAUUUUUUUUAUUAAUUAUAUAGAAUUCCAAGUACUACACAACUGCUCGUCCCCACAGCCAUGUACAGCAGGAAAGUGCUUUAUUUUGAGGUCAAAAACAGGAUUUUCUACCAUUUAAAAUACAAAAGUCUAUUCAUAGCUAUCAAAUAUAUGAUAUAAAUGGCAUAAAAAAACAAAAUGGCAAAAAAAUAUUAUAAAAUAUAUAAUGAAAACAGUGGUCCCCUGGAGUUGUGUCACUGGUGUUACCGCUUAACAAAAGUCUUUUAUUUUGGAAUAAAAAAAUCACACUGAUGACAUCACUCGACUUCAUCCUUCCUAUUUUCUAAACAUCUAUGAAAAAAGGCCCAUGUUUAGUCCACUGUUUCUUUUCAGUUCUGAUAAAUUUUCUCAUUUAUCUCAUGAUUUCAUAUGAAGCUUUUAGUUGAUGUCACUGGUGUGAACUAUUUAUUGUUAGGGAAAUGUAAAAAAAACUAUAAUACAAAUGGAUUAAACUACUUAAUUUAGUGAGUAUACCAUGAUUGACAACAUGUGGCUUGAUACCUUGCAGCAGACAUUUUGUAAAAUGCAUUUUUCAUGAAAAUUGUCACUGGUGUUACCUUCCUUAUGGAUAAACACCAGUGACGAUCAGUAUAUCAGGCCUAAUGUAUGGUACUGGUGUUACUGUCACUGGUGUUACUGUGCUGUGUUACUGUACUGUUUUUGUCUGUCACAUUAAAUAAAUAAAACAUAAUCUCCUUAUUUCUUGCAUUUUCAUUAUUUUUCUGUAACUCUGACUGCAUGUGCUGAAUUUUUUUUUGAAAUAUUUCAUAAAAACUUUUAAUAUUGCUAAAGAAGGUAACACCAGUGACAAAAAAUUAUACAUGUGGUCUUGGAAUAAUUGCACAAAAAAGCUAAAACAAAUAUAAUUAAGCUGUCAUUUAUAUGUAUUCAUAAAGUCAAAAGGUAAUGUAAUAAUGUGGUCUAAGUUUAAAUGUAAAAAAGAAAUAAAAAUUUUAAGACAUUUUGCCAUACCAAAAGUGGACAUUUCUGUAGAAUGACCCAUCAAUGUUGCGCUGUUGAGGCUCAUGCUGCCUGUCUCUGUGAGAGACAAAUGAGCAUAACGGCAAACAUAAAUAAACUCACAGAACAAACAUACUGAGGUAAAAAUUCUAAAUGUUUAGUUUAUUUAUAGCAUGAUGAUGAUGAUAACAUACCAUGACAGGGGGACUAUUUUGCUAAAUAUUUUCAUGAUUGCAAAUGUUACAUUGAUUUUGGCUCAAGAAACAGGUAGUUAAGUAGUUAUAUUAGUUUUGUAGUAGUUUUGUUCUAUUUCACCAACGAAAAUAGCUCCAAACAAAGUAUUGCACAUUCUCCGAGCAGCACUCGCAUUUUUGUUACUGAAUGAUUCAGUGUUUUGAAUGAAUUGGUUGAAUGAAUAAAUGACUUACCGCCACCUACUGAUGGUUUAGUUAGUUUAAAAGUAUGUAUUUUUCCACCAACAUUUCUUAUUUGUAUAUUCAAAAAAAUGUAUUAAAACAUUAAUCUCAUAACAUUAUUUAUUGCGGUUGUAAAUUUGUAGUGCAAAUUAUUUAAUUUGAUUGCUAACAGCCCUGUUGUGUAUAUUAAAUUUCCUCAUCAGUUGUAAGAAUUUGACAUGAAAGAUGACGCAUACAUUUAAUAAGGUAAAAAUAUUUGACUUUAUGGAGGUAAAUAACAACCUGGGGUAAAUAUUAAAAACAUGCAGAUUUAAAUAUGUAAAUGCUGAAUAGAAAACUGAUGAAAAUAUUGUUUCAUUUACACCACCAAAAAUAUUGCUGAUGUGGAGCUUUUGAGGGAUAUUUUGUAUGGGAUAUUGUCUUCAGAUAUGAAAAGUUCUCUGUAUAUCGUAAUAAUAAACGGUGUGGUGGUG